UCCGUCACCAAGACUCACAGCCGAUUCUGAGCCGAACUAACCCGACGAGAAGUCGAAUGGAGCCGAUGAUUUGACGAACCAAGCCGAAGCUGUGUCGAACUUAAGCAAACCCAUCAGCUAUUAGAUCUGCAGGAAGAGCUCAGCGAUGAAAUUUGCCAAAUAUAACGGUGUCCAUUGAGCUUUGUAGAACAUGUCUAUGGUCCUGUUUUCCUCUGUGGUGAGAGUGAGGGACGGUCUGCCUCUCUCUGCCUCCACGGACCAUGAACAGGAUAAAGGACUUCAGGAGACUAAGAAACAUCUCAAGGGUCUAUCCAAAAAACUCAGCCAGUUUCCAGAUCGCUGCUCACUCAGAUCUGGCCUGUACAACAUCAAUUUCACAAGCUCUCUUGGAGUUGGGUAUUUGAUGGUCUGCACAGAGAACUAUCCCAGUGUCCUGGCCUUCAGCUUCCUUGAUGAACUUCAGAGAGAGUUCAUUGUCACAUAUGACACCAAGCGGAUCAACAGCGCUUUGAGGCCUUUCUCCUUCAUUGAGUUCGAUAACUUCAUCCGGAAAACCAAGCAACGUUACAAUAGCCCACGUUCCCUCUCCACCAAGAUUAAUCUGGCUGACAUGCAGACUGAGAUUAAGCUCCGGCCUCCUUAUCAGCUCUCCCUGGAGGACAUUGGAUCAAUCAACGGCUUCUCACAACACAAGCAGUCUAAAUAUAAAGGCAUAGCUCCUAAUCAAAUGCUGGAGCCUGUUACACUGCCAGGUAUCGUCGCCUGUGUCUUAAGUGUCCUGUGUGGCGCUCUUAAUUUGCUGCGGGGAGUCCAUGCGAUAGAAAGCAUAUUACAGAAUGACAAUGAAGACUUUAAUUACGUAAUUGCUUUUUUCCUGGGGACUGCGGCCUGUUUGUAUCAGUGUUACAUGUUUGCCUACUUCUCCGUAUGGAGGAACAUCAAGUCAUCCCUGGCCUUUGCCAUGAUCUGCCUGUGUAACAUGUAUCUGUAUGAACUCCGUAACAUAUGGCAGAUCCUCUUUCACGUGACAGUGGGAGCGUUCUUUACACUGCAGAUCCACCUGAGACGACCACAGGGCAAAGCACCUGACUACAACGUUUGACCCCUGAACUGUCUAAAGACUACACAACACAGCCAAACACAGUUUUAAACUGUUAUCCACAACCUAACCAUGUCCCAGUCCCAUUGAGGAAAAUAGUACUAUGGAUUUUGAAGCAGGGUUUCAGAUUGAUUGCUGAGUUUUUAUAUUGUUCAUGUUUUCAUGCCGUUUUCAUGUUUCAUUGUUUUGCACGCAUUUCAAGUCAGCAAUGGAAAAACUGCUGUUCUUGUCAAAGCAAAAGUUCAUAUGUGACUUUAUAAGCUCACAUGAUUAGAUUCAUGUAUGUAACAUCAAAGCAUAUCAUUAGCAAAUAAUUUAGAUGUUCAAAUGUAAUAUGAUAUUUGUGUUUAAAUUGACAUCAGGACUUAAGAUGUCUUUUUUUUUUUUUUCUUACACAAUGUACAAUUUUUGCUCUGUUUUUAUUGUUAAAGCCAAUGCAUAUGACACUUCCUUUUUUAAGCUACCUAUAUACAGGUACUUGUAAUUCAACAGUGUUGGAUUUUCAUCUUUCUUACACUCACAUAAACAAGCAUUGAUGGCUUUAUUUUGCCAUUUGUUUUCACACAUACGGCACAUUUCAGAGUCAUUGUGUUGUCAUGGUCAUUAAUCAGAUGUCUCUGCCUGAAAGCAAAACAGUCAUGUCCAUGCUGCCUGCAGGUGUGCUACCUGCAAAUGAAUGCUUAGAGUUUCUGAGGGAAAUGGAAUCACACUAGUAUCCAGACUCCUUUUUUGCCCCAAAGCCACAAUGAGUAUCAGCUGCCUUUUGUCAAUGGGUCUGUUCACUGUAGAGCAGAAUUUUGAUGAACCUGCAACAGUAUGUAAGAAUUAAUGAGUCUUGUGGUGUUCUUUUUCUAUUCACCAGGGCAGUGUUUCCCAAAAGCAUCACAAGCUUAAGUUGAUCGUAGAAGUUAUUACCGCCAAUGGUUUCUACGAUCUACUUAGGCUUAAUGAUGCUUUUGGGAAAUGCAGCCCUGGUUGGUUAUGCAUUUGGUUUUCACAGUGGAAAUAACAGCUUGUUCAAAUUUAUAGAUUAUGGGCCAAAUGUUUCAAAGUUCCUCACAAGCUGUACACACAUUCUUAUUUUUCAAACAGUGUCAGGGAUGAUCAGAUAUUUAAUUACGCAUCUUUGCAUUGCAAAUAGAGCAUGUCAGACACCUCAGAAACACACGCACCCACACUCACUCUCUCUCUCAGCUGUAGUACGCUGCUAUUUGGCCCAGCGUGUGUUUGUUUUCAAAAGUGAGGCCCUGUUCUGAAACAGACAGUAAAAAUCUUGAAUUUGUA
Messenger RNA from Myxocyprinus asiaticus (Chinese sucker), 2383 nucleotides. It is a transcript of the gene sec22a, whose product is annotated as SEC22 homolog A, vesicle trafficking protein. Gene Ontology annotation, biological process: endoplasmic reticulum to Golgi vesicle-mediated transport. Lineage: Eukaryota; Metazoa; Chordata; Actinopteri; Cypriniformes; Catostomidae. The transcript has 7 exons. The record is from RefSeq and is a predicted model, not a curated record. Bases 191 to 1102 code for a protein of 303 amino acids.